Paramecium sonneborni is the source of this 745-nucleotide messenger RNA. NCBI's taxonomy places the organism in Eukaryota, Ciliophora, Oligohymenophorea, Peniculida, Parameciidae. The record is from the annotation of a GenBank genome assembly.
AUGAAUUCAUAAAUUAAAAAUUUUCAUGCUCUUUAAAAGACAAUAAUAUGGAAACAAUCGAAAAAAUGGGAUAAUUAGAAAUAUCAAAUAGUUAAAGAGAAAAUUCAAAUUACAAUAUACAAAAAUAAUGAAAUCAUUUACUCAGCAUCUGAUGGAGAAAUUCUAAGAAUGUAAACAAAAUUUCAAUUAUUAAAUAGAGAAUACUCAAAAGAGAAUUUAAAAAGCCAUUUCCUAUUCAAUAAUCUAGAAUAAAUCAAAAAUUUACAAUGGUCUAUCGAAUAUCGAUAAAAUAGUAAAAAAUCCGUAAAAUGGAGUGCUACUUGGUGUGGAGAAAUUUUAAAAGGAGUUGGUGGAUACAUUAAUGAUGGAUUAAAAUAAGGUGUUUGGAAGGAGUUAAUCUACAAUUAUUCGAGGUUUAUAAGUUAUUUAUUAUCAUAAUUAUAGUCAAGCUAAAAUAUAUGAAAUUGGGGAAUAUUAUAAUGAUAAAAAAAANGUACCAUUAGGUUAAAAUUAUACAGAAUUUAUGCAGCUUCAUAACCAUAAAAUUUAGCUUUUUAUUAUCCUGUCUUAACACGGCAUAAAUGGAUAGGCUUAUCAUAGGUGCAAAAUGCUAAUAGAGUACCAUAAGGAGAGAAUAGAAUAAAAUAAAUAAUAUAACCGAUUCAAAUUUCUCGAUCUUCCCAAAGAAAUUCCUGAAAAGAAAAACAGUUAUUAUUUUUUCCUUCUCAUUUCAUAAUAAAAUUGA